Messenger RNA from Salvelinus namaycush (lake trout), 3988 nucleotides. RefSeq names its product retinoblastoma-like protein 2. Gene Ontology annotation, molecular function: RNA polymerase II transcription regulatory region sequence-specific DNA binding. The record is from RefSeq and is a predicted model, not a curated record. The coding region runs from base 176 to 3505 and encodes 1109 amino acids. The transcript has 21 exons. Gene Ontology annotation, biological process: cell differentiation; negative regulation of G1/S transition of mitotic cell cycle; regulation of transcription by RNA polymerase II. Gene Ontology annotation, cellular component: nucleus; chromatin; transcription regulator complex. NCBI's taxonomy places the organism in Eukaryota, Metazoa, Chordata, Actinopteri, Salmoniformes, Salmonidae.
GACAUUUAAAUGGCUACACUGUAUAGCACCCACUGUAUAUUGGAUCGCACAAUACGAAUAGUAACAUUGUUUAUAUGUACGUUGUAACAAACCGCGCUUGAGUCGACUCUGCUUUGCAACUACGUUGUAAUUUGGACCCGAAUCUAUUUGCUGUGUACCCUUUGGAACAGUCAAAAUGAACGAGGAGGAAGACUUUUUACAGAAAACAAGGCAGGGGUUUGAAGAUCUCUGUCGAGCUUUGAAUAUGGACGAGGAGGCGAGCAACGAAGCAUGGAAGAGCUACGAAAACAUAAGCAAAAAUUACACAUUAGAGGGCAGUGAGCUACACUGGUUAGCCUGUGCUCUCUAUGUGGCCUGCAGGACAGCCAUACCAACGGUGGGUAAGGGCACCGCGGAGGGAAACUAUGUCUCUCUGACCAGGAUCCUCAGCUGUUCAGAACAAAGCCUCAUUGAGUUCUUUAACAAGAUGAAAAAAUGGCAGGACAUGGCAAGUCUGCCCCAAGACUUUUGCCAGAGCACGGAGAAGCUGGAGAGGAAUUUCACAAUUUCCGCUGUCAUCUUCAAGAAAUACAUCCCCAUAUUCAAAGCCAUCUUUAAGGCACCCUCUGACGACCCACCCAGAGUCCACAGGAGCCGCAAACAGAGACGCCAUCCCUGCACCGUCGCUGAAGUCUUCAACUUCUGCUGGAUUCUGUUUGUCAACGCUAAAGGAAACUUCCCUAUGAUCAGUGAUGACCUGGUGAACUCAUACCACCUGCUGCUGUGUGCUCUGGACCUGGUUUUCUCCAACGCUCUACUGUGUAACACCAGGAAGGAGCUGCUCAACCCCAACUUCAAAGGCCUUCCUGAGGACUUCAACAGUAAGGACUACAAGCCUACUGCAGGGCCUUACUGCUUCAUAGAACAGCUGUGUGAACUGCAUGAUGGCCUGGUGCUGGAGGCAAAGGGGGUCAAGGAACACUUCUGGAAACCGUUCAUUAAGAGGCUCUUCCAUAAGAAGAUUCUCAAAGGGAAAGAAGAUAGUUUGACUGGCUUUUUCGAUCCUAUGAAUUUUGGAGACAGUUUUGCAUCCAUGGGGCGUGUGUACGAGGAGCAUGUUCUAGCCACAGGGGGUCUGGAUGAGAGGAUCUUCCUGGGAGAGGGGGCCAAUGAAGACCUUGGCACACCAGGCCCCUGUCUCUGUGUGGGAGUAAAGAACCAGGACGCCUCCGCAUACAGACUCUACAGCAGUCUGACUGCCUCAGCCUUGAAGGUGUCUACUCCUCUGACGGGUCUUAAGUAUGUCCAGGACAACUGUCUGGGCACGCCGGUAUCUACAGCCAUGCAGAGUGUUGGCCGACUCCACAGCCUGCUCACAGGACUCAAACACCGCCCCAGUGGCAGACUCACAGACUUACUGAGGGCGUGUGCCAGAGACCCAAGUGAGACCAUCUCCACUAGGCUGAAGGACAUGUGCCAGGUCUUUUGUCAGCACUUUGAGGGCAAAGGGGAGGAGAACGCAGGACUGGGGAAAGACAUUGCAGUGAAGUACUUCCGCCUGGCAGAGGCGCUCUACUAUAAAACCCUGGAGGCCGUCAUUGACCAGGAGAAGGAGAGACUGGGCGACACGGACCUCUCUGGUAUUCUGGAGCAGGAUGUGUUCCAGCGCUCUCUGCUGGCCUGCUGUCUAGAGAUUGUCAUCUUCUCCUACCGACCCCCAGGGGACUUCCCACGAGUCAUACACAUCUUCCAGCUCCCCGCAUACCACUUCUACAAGGUGAUUGAGGUGCUGGUACGGGCAGAGCAGGGCUUGUUCAGGGAGGUAGUGAAGCAUCUGAACCAGGUGGAGGAACAGGUCCUGGAGAGCCUGGCCUGGAGGGGGGGAUCCCCGCUGUGGGACAGCGUCAGGGAGGCCAAGAACCAGCCACCAGCUUGCCAAGAGGUGAUGCCACCGCAGCACCUGGAGGAUGGGAACGGAGACAGCAGUGCUGGCAGCGCCCCUCUCAUCCCUAACAUCCAUGGCACUGACCUAAGCACCAACAGUGGUGGGAAAGGUGUUUCUCCCUCUCCCACCACCCUGUUGGACCGCUACAGCUCCCCCCCCACGGGCUCGGCCAGGAGACGGCUGUUUGUGGACGCUUCCUUCGACACCUCAUCAGACCCCUCCUCCACCAGCACCACUACCACCACCGUCAGGACCUCCCAGGCCAUCGUCACCACCACCAUCCCUGCCGGACAGACAGUGGUCACUAUGGCAACGGCCACGGUUACCGCUAACAACGGACAGACGGUCACCAUACCUGUGCAAGGAAUAGCCAAUGAGAACGGAGGCAUCACCUUCAUCCCUGUCCAGGUGAGUGUGACGGGACAAGGCACGGCCAUGCUCCAGCCCCUGUCUGCCCAGUCCCUGACUGGCACUUUGACCAGCCAACCACAGACCACCACCACCCUGAACAGUCCUGCCCCACAAGGCAGCCCCGCCACCAGUAAACCAAUCAAGAAGCUGGCAGCCCAGGUCCCGUCCAGUAACAAGCCUCAGAAAAAGGGUUCCCUCUCGCUGUUCUUCCGCAAGGUGUACCACAUGGCCAGUGUGCGUCUGAGAGACUUGUGUGCCAAGCUGGACAUCUCUAGUGAGCUGAGGAGGAAGAUCUGGACGUGUUUUGAGUAUUCCCUGGUGCAAUGCACAGAGCUCAUGAUGGACCGACACCUAGACCAGCUCCUCAUGUGUGCAGUCUACGUCAUGACCAAGGUGACCAAAGAGGACAAGUCCUUCCAGAACAUCAUGAAGUGCUACCGCUCUCAGCCCCAGGCCAGCAGCAGCGUCUACAGGAGUGUGUUGAUCUCUGGGAAGAAGAAACGUCUCUCGGGAAGCAGUGUGGGAAACACACAGAGCUCUCCCACAGACAACAGCCAGAAGCAGGGGAGUGGAGACAGCAGCCCAGUGCCCAUGUGUUCCACCAGCACCCUACCUGCCCCACAGCCUGGCAGCAUCCCAUCCACCCCCACCCUGGCCCCCUCCACCUCCUCAUCCCUCCCUCCCUCCCAGGAGCAGGAUAAGGAGGGGGGAGUGGUGGGGGAGGAGGAGCGAGGAGACCUCAUACACUUCUACAACCGGGUCUACAUCAAACAGAUGCGUCACUUUGCCCUCCGCUACUCGCCCAGCUCGCCCUCUGCAGGGGUGCAGUCUCCUCCCCUGUGCCCGUACCCCUCCCUGAGGACCAGCUCCCCUCGCAGGGUCCUCCUGUCCCACAACCACUCGAUCUACAUCUCCCCCCACAAGACUACUGGAAGCCCCCCCACCCCCUCCAUUACCGCACGGGACAAGAUCUUAUACUACAUCUGCAGCAGCCCAUCCAACCGCCUGGCGGAGAUCAACAGUAUGAUCCGCACCGGGGAGACGCCCACCAAGAAGCGCAGCAUGCAGCUUGAGGAGGAGCCAUCGCCCAAGAGGGUGUGCCCGGACAACCAGACGGCCCUGCUCCGCAGAUUACAGGACGUGGCCAACGACCGUAGCUCCUCCCACUGAGGCAGGACACAACCCCUUCAGAACACACCACAGGCUGAAGUCGCUAGUCACUAGAUGGUCAUGAUAGAAAGGAACAUUUUGGCAAUAUAAUAAAUAUCAACAUUUAUGAGUAUAUAUUUGAUUUUCAUUUAGGGGUAAGGACAGGCGUAAGGUUAGGAGGACGGUUCAGUUGUUAGUGAUCAUGGUCAGUGGUUGGUAGUUCUUAUGAUUUGUGUCUAGAAAGUACCAUACUUCUGUCCAUGGCCAGAUUGUGAUGAGCGGCUCAAUUAUUUUAUCACCAUGGCAAUAAGACUAGCUGGUUGUUUUAGCAACAAAACCGAUGCGUGCGCGAUUAUGGUGCUAAACAGACUGGGUUGGCUUAAUUGUUGACAUGUCAACUAUAUUUCGUCUCCAAUGUUUAUUGAAAACAUAUAUACAGUUGAAGUCGGAAGUUUACAUACACUUAGGUUGGAGUCAAUAGAACUCGUUUUUCAACCACUCCGC